GUUACGGCUGCACGUCCGACGGUUAUACGAAGUUCAUCAACUGUUGUGUAUGUGACGAAAACCUGCAGGCCACUAAUAGCCCGAUCAUAUUCGAUAUUCCCGUACAUCCUCACACGAAGCAAUUCUAUCUACAAAAUGUCAAGAAAAUAAUGAAACGAUAUCGGCGAGCGGAGAAAAAGU
Messenger RNA from Ostertagia ostertagi, 180 nucleotides. The record is from the annotation of a GenBank genome assembly. NCBI's taxonomy places the organism in Eukaryota, Metazoa, Nematoda, Chromadorea, Rhabditida, Trichostrongylidae.